AUGCCUCUCGACGGAGUCAAGAACAUUGUGCUGGUCCUCUCCGGCAAAGGUGGCGUCGGCAAAUCUUCCGUCACCUUACAACUCGCCCUCGCACUCUCUCUUCAGGGUAAAUCCGUCGGUAUCCUCGACAUCGAUCUAACAGGCCCAUCCAUCCCCCGCCUAGUCGGACUCGAAGACGCAAAGAUCACACAGACCCCGCGCGGCUGGCUCCCCGUAUGGGUACACCCGCCGGCAAACACAGCACAAGAUGGCGCACCACCGCGGGGCGCAUUGCGGUGCAUGUCUCUGGGUUUCCUCCUACGUGAUCGAGGAGACGCGGUGAUCUGGCGUGGGCCCAAGAAAACCGCUAUGAUCCGCCAGUUUCUAUCGGACGUUUCCUGGGGUCCCACGGAUUAUCUGCUCGUGGAUACCCCGCCCGGCACGAGCGAUGAGCAUAUAGCGUUGGCGGAGCAGCUGUUGACGCUGGCUUCGACGGACCCGGCUGUGGCGUCUACGGGCCGGCCGCGUUUGGCGGGUGCGGUGCUUGUGACGACUCCCCAGGCCGUUGCGACGUCUGAUGUGCGCAAAGAGGUCAAUUUCUGCGUGAAGACGCAGAUCCCCGCGCUGGGUGUGAUUGAGAAUAUGUCCGGUUACACAUGUCCUUGUUGUGGGGAAGUGAGCAAUCUAUUCUCCAGUGGUGGAGGUAAGGUCAUGGCGGAGGAACUGGGGAUCAGAUUUUUAGGUACUGUGCCUGUGGAUGUCAAGUUCGGCGAACUGGUUGAAGGGAAGAUGGUUGUUGAUAGUGACUCCGAUGAGGAAGAUGGGGCUACACAGGCUCAACAGCCGGAGUCCGUCGACAACAGGCCGCUUGUUGAGCGGUACAGGGACUGCUGGUCAUACUCUCGAUUUGAGGAAUUUGCGAAGACAUUAAUAUCUCACAUUGAGGAGGAAAGCGCGGCGAGUUGA
Messenger RNA from Aspergillus lentulus, 945 nucleotides. RefSeq names its product Mrp/NBP35 family ATP-binding protein. Gene Ontology annotation, cellular component: cytosol. Gene Ontology annotation, molecular function: ATP-dependent FeS chaperone activity; ATP binding; 4 iron, 4 sulfur cluster binding. Lineage: Eukaryota; Fungi; Ascomycota; Eurotiomycetes; Eurotiales; Aspergillaceae. Gene Ontology annotation, biological process: iron-sulfur cluster assembly. The record is from RefSeq and is a predicted model, not a curated record.